AUGUCCUCAUCUGCUCCUGCGCCACCGCUGCCUCCUACCAAGGCUACAGUCCCAUACUAUGAGCCUUCUCUUCCACCAGCGAAGCCCAAGCCCACUGUUCCUAUACCAGAAGCUCCCCCUUCUCCCCCUCCUCCUGCACCUGAGCCCUCUCUACCAGAAACUACAGUUCCAGCUGCUGGAACCCUGCCACUUCCUCCGCCCCCCGAGGUUUCGGUUCCUGCCCCAGGGUCUCCUCCUCCUUCUCCCUCUAUUCCCGGGCAACCGGCUGUUCCUCCAUCUCGAGCUGCCCCGCCCCCGGUCAACCCUACUGGUACUAUCGAGGCUUCUGUACCUUCGGCCGCUGCUAACAAGGUGUCUGGAAGCUUUGGGGCUUUCGUGUUGGCUGGUAUUGCAGCUUUGGCUAUGUGA
Fusarium musae is the source of this 408-nucleotide messenger RNA. RefSeq lists its product as uncharacterized. The record is from RefSeq and is a predicted model, not a curated record. The coding region runs from base 1 to 408 and encodes 135 amino acids. Lineage: Eukaryota; Fungi; Ascomycota; Sordariomycetes; Hypocreales; Nectriaceae. The transcript has a single exon.